This is a messenger RNA of Coregonus sp. 'balchen', 2465 nucleotides long. The record is from the annotation of a GenBank genome assembly. Lineage: Eukaryota; Metazoa; Chordata; Actinopteri; Salmoniformes; Salmonidae.
AUGGCUAGCAGUCCGUCCAGAGUUUUCGCUGCUCUAUUACCCGCUGCGGGAGAUAUUUACCGGGACGAAAAUGAACCAGGGAUGGGGGGACACACGGUUACCGUUCAGCAAACCCAGAACAGCGCGAGGGGGGUCCAGGUGACGGGGAGCGCGGAGGUCUCGUGCCCAGCCGACCGCGCUACGGUUUCCGUUAGUUUCAAAAACAGCAAGGAGACGGUGAACGACGUCACCAACAGCAUCUCGAGGAGAGUAGAGUACAUUCUACAGACCCUGAGACAACAUCAUGUCAAGGUAAUUUAGAGUUCAUUCAACCAUAGAUAUCCUAUUAAAUUACUAGAGAGGGCUUUGUUAUAAAACCUUAAACUUCCAGAAUGGCGUUGAAAAUGGCAGCCAUAUUGGUCAGGGAGAAAUCCAAACCAGGAAUUGGAAUGAAUGGCAGUAGAGGCAUAAUCCUGAUUUUACUUAUGCAGGAAAAUAAAAGUUAGGCAUGUGAUAUAUCAGAAAUGGUGUAAUAGAAUUGUCAACCUAAAAUAGUAAUAGAAUUAUAAAUACAGUUUAUAAGUGUUUUAUACAAAUUUUCAGUAUAAAUAACCUUUAAAAUAUAUGUAUACAGACCAUAAAUGUAUCAAUGUUUGUUUUUUUGGAAAGCUGUGAGUGCUAUUGUAUGAUACAAGUAUAGGUAUUUGUUGCAUUUACACAACUUGUCCUAUCAUCAACUGAUUUCAGCCAGUGUAUGGCUGUGGAUUGACUGCAUUGUUUGAAUGGAAUGUUGGCAGCAGCUAAUUAGGGAUCCUAAUAAAUACAAAACAAUGACCAAAAUGUCUGACCUUUAUACCGUCAUAUGAAGGUUCAUGUCUAUUCUAGUGUUAUAAUUCCUAAUUAUAAGUUCAAAUAACUGUUCAUAUAGAUAUAUUGGCAUAUAGGCCUAAAACAAUUAAAUAGGAUAUCUAUUGCUAUUGGUCCCAUAGUGUUAAAUUCAUAUCCCAGCUGUGUAAUGCAGUAUUUCCCAACUCCAGUCCUCCAGUACCACCAACAGCACAGAUUUAUUUUGUAACCCUGGACAAGCACACCUGAUUCAACUUGUCAACUAAUCAUCAAGCCCUCAAUGAGUUGAAUCGUCUGUGGCUACAACUAAAAUGUGUGCUGUUGGGGGUUCUGGAGGACUGGAGUUGGGCAACUGGUGUAAUGCAAUGCCAGUGACAUUAUUGACAGACAGACACAGGGCAAACAUCCAGUCAGCACACUGUGACUGACUGACACAGCUGUCUAAUCCCAAUAAAAGUAGGACGUUUGAAGAUUUCUCUUCUCUCCAUCCUCCUCUUUACUUUUCCUCUCCACACUUCUUCUCCUCCUCUCACCCUGCAGGGGGAAGAGUUGACAGUGACGAGAAACAUUUACAGAGCUGAUGACCUGUACCACAUGGAAGCUCAGGUAGGUCCCCCGUGCUGAAAUCCCUAAACCUUUAUGUACAGACUGAAAUAGGCCAUGCAUUAACAUGGGAAAGGAAUGGAGACUGGUCUGAGAAGUGUUGGAAGUUAUAUUCUAGUUCAUGCCUACUGUGAGAAGUCCAGCAGAUCAUAUCAAUCAGAACACUGGGUUCAGCCUGAUCAGAGCCAUUACUGUUGUUGAGCACAUGCAUACAUACACGCAUAUGCAGGUAUGAGUCAUGUUAAAGAGCUGCUCCUGGUGCUGAGCUGAGAGGAAGGUGUCCUGAAUGUUGUACAUUAUAGCUGUGUGUAAUAAAAUUGCAUUUGCUGGGUGCUUAUAUUUGGCCUGUUUUACAUAUGUACAAAUGUUUUUUGCAUAUCCCAACUCCCCCUGAGAAUGGGGUCAUAGCCAGGGUCAGCCAUUAUCAGCAGCGACCUUGGCGCAAUUAGGGAUAAGUGCCUUGCUCAAGGGCACAACAACAAAAUGUCCCCCCUUAUCGGCUCGGGGAUUCUAACUAGCGACCUUUCGGUUACCGGCCCAACAAUCUAACCACUGUGUGUUUUUACAGGUGAUGGUGGUGUUCUCAGACUUUGGUCAGAUGGAGAGAGUGUGUGUUGUUCUGUUGGAGAAGCUGGAUAAGAGUGUGUGUGUCAGCGUGCCUCACUUCUACCACAGUGAAGAGUGUCUCAGCCUAUUGAGGUAACACACACACACACACACACACACACACACACACACUACUUACAUAAUAAAUGUGUGUGUGUGUGUCCAGGCGGCGUGUGUGUGUAGCAGCAGCAGAGAACGCUCGUCUGAAGGCGUCUGAGAUGAGCAGCAUGCUGGGACAGACUCUGGGGCACCCCCUACUGGUCAGAGAGGAAGAGGCCACAGAGAGGAGAGAUGCAGGGAGAGAAAGAGUGAUGGAAGGAGGAGAGGGGAGGAGGGGGGAGGGGGUACACAGGCCAAGCAUCACUGCGACCUCUCGUGUGUUUGUCACCUUUAACCUCCGACCCAAAGACAGAACCAGGAAGAAGUUCUGA